UGCUGGUCAGUCGGCUUUUGGCUUUCGCAAGGUGCAGUCGCGUCGUGAUCGUGAUCGUGAUCCCUAGGAUAUACAAUAUCACACAAAGAGAAACCGAAAACCCGAGGAUCGUUCCGAUUCGUCUGGAACCGUCUACGUUUAAGAAAUCUUAAAUUCUUGGUGGGAAAUGAGCACGUGCUGACCAUGUUGGACCACCGAAAUACGCAAAGGUUUCCCAACACAAUGAGCCGCUUUGUUCUGCCGUUGGUAUUCAGCAUUUUGCUGGUCAGCCAGCCAUCGCCUUCGCAGGCCCAGGAUGAGUCCCUGGCGGGCAGUUUUCUAUCGGGUCUCCUGGAUACCAUUACCAGUACAGCAGAUGCCAAGGAUUGUCCUGGAGUCUGUGUCCACACCUUGGCUACUUUGAUUUGCUACGAAGUUCUAGAAGAUGUCGCCUGUCCUUCGGCCAGCAUGAAGUGCUGCAUUGAAAACGCUCCAGCUGGUAAGAAUGCGACUGCCGUGAGGGCAACAACAACGCCCAAAACGACAACCACUGCUAGCACCACAACCACUCAGAGGACAACCACUACGCCAGCCACAACCAGCACCACAAAGCGCACCACCACCACCACAACUACUCCAAAACCAAAGCCCAAACCGCAGACCAAGCGACCUGCCACUAGUGCCACCACAAAAGCCACGGUGGCCACCACCAAGAAGCCCAGCACCACCAAGAAAGUGGCCACUGCCAAGCCCAAGGACAAGGAGGAGUCCACUAAGGCGGAUGAUGCGAACAAGGACUGCACUGGAGUUUGUGUGGCUGAUCGCAUAGCGGAGUAUUGCGAGGCCUACUUGACCAGCGAUGGAUUGUGUAAGGAGGGAACCAAGUGCUGUGUCUCCCUGGACGAAUACUCCAAUGGCAAGCUGCCAAAGGACAUCUACAUUCCAGCCAAACACAUGAGCAACCUCAAGCCCAAUCAAACUCUCUCCGAGAAGUCUGCUCCCUCGAAGAGUUCCUCCACCACUUCCACAAGUAGCACCACCACCACCACCACCAGCACCACCACAACUCCUGAACCGGCCAGAACCAACAACAAUAGUUCUCCGAAGCCCAGCAAACACAAGAAGCAUCCGACCACGACAACCACAGAGGCUGCCGAGGAGGAAGAGGACCAGGAGAACGACGAGGACGGCGAGGAGGAGGAGCCACCGUUGAGUAACAAACUGAAAUCCGGACAAAAUCAGGGUCAAGUCCUAAAGGAAUGCGAAGGCGAGUGCAUGAAUGGGAUAUUCGCCAUCUUCUGCGAUGACAUCGAUUCCGAUGCCUUUUGUCCGGGCGAAGGAAGCUGUUGUGUGACUGGAAACGGUUCGGAGGCACCGCCCGCCUCCAAGGCCCCGCCCACCAAGCCUGCGAUCAAACACGCCCCCAAACCAGCUGCCAAACCCGCUCGUCCCGUUUCGCCAGCUCCUCAGCCGCCAGCUUCGAGCUCCGGCGGCGGAGGAGGUGGUGGUGACCUGCUCUCCCAGAUCAUCUCCUUUGCCGAGAGCACUCUGAACUCCCCGGCUCCUCCACCUCCGCCGCCCCAGGCUCCGGUUCAAGUGCCCCGCUGCCCUGGAUUCUGUCUGCUCAACAUUAUGGCCGCCUUCUGCGAGAGGCCCUCGAUCCUGGUCUCCACACCCACCACUUGCGCCAAGGGAUCCGUCUGCUGCGACAACUCCAGAGCCGGAGCGCCCAAGCCCAAGCUGCCACCGCCCACGCCCUCGCCCACGGCCCCGCCCACCGCUCCGCCCUAUGUGCUGCCCAACACCCCGAGUCCCGAUCCCAGGGAGGAGUGCCCCGGAUCCUGCAUCGUCAGCCUGCUCAGCUUCACCUGCUUCAAAAACGCCGAGAUGACUGACAUGUUCCGCUGCAAGCGCUCCGGCCAGAUUUGCUGUGCUCCCAAGAGCAAGAUCCUGGAGAAGCAACAGUUCCAGACGCGCAACGACACCGCCUACUAUCCUGCACCACCCCCACCGCCCCUCGGUCCACCGCAGGCCUAUCCUCCCCAGACACCGCCCUACUCCUACAUGAACAACCAACAGCCCCAAGGACCUCCGCCCCAGAUGCCUCCUCCUCACCACACCAAUCCCUACCAGCCACCACCUCCGGCUCCCAACUACGCGGAUUACUAUCCAGUUUCUGGACCGGGACUUUCAGCGGGAUUGCCUCCACAGCCCCAGCCACCCAUUACCACGCCACCCACCACGACCACCACUUCGACGACUCCAAGGCCACAUGUCUACUCCAAGUACGUGUGCGGUGUCAAGGGAACUCUGCGAACAGGAAGGUCCCAAGCUCUCUCCCUAAUUUCCUAUGCCCGUGCCAAGUACGGAGUGCAGCGAACAGCCCGGCAGAUGACAUCCUCCGCCGGAUACUCCACCAACUUCAACAAGUCCAACGAGCGAUUGGUCCUCGGCUCCGCCAUUGUGCCCAUCCAAAUCCACAACGACAAGCUGGGUGAUUUGGUGGAGUCCAGCAGUUUGCAGAGCAACCAACUGCGCUCGUACCACAACCACCAGGAGGAGGUGGUGCAGCCGGAGCUGGUUUACCCGGACUACUAUCAGCAGAGAUCACUGUACGGUCUGCAGUCGAACUUCAGCGGAAGGCGGAGGGCGCGAGUGGUGGGCGGCGAGGAUGGGGAGAACGGCGAGUGGUGCUGGCAGGUGGCUCUUAUCAACUCCUUGAACCAAUACCUCUGUGGAGCGGCUCUCAUUGGCACCCAGUGGGUCCUCACGGCUGCCCAUUGUGUCACCAACAUUGUUCGAUCAGGAGACGCCAUCUACGUCCGCGUGGGCGACUACGACCUUACCCGCAAGUACGGAAGUCCAGGAGCCCAAACCCUUCGAGUUGCCACCACGUACAUCCAUCACAACCACAACAGCCAGACUUUGGACAACGACAUUGCCCUGCUGAAGCUCCAUGGUCAAGCGGAGCUGCGGGAUGGAGUUUGUUUAGUGUGUCUUCCGGCCAGAGGAGUCAGCCAUGCGGCGGGCAAGCGGUGCACAGUGACUGGAUACGGAUACAUGGGAGAAGCUGGUCCGAUUCCCCUGCGAGUUCGUGAGGCGGAGAUUCCGAUUGUGAGCGACACGGAGUGCAUCCGGAAGGUGAACGCCGUGACGGAGAAGAUCUUCAUCCUGCCGGCGUCCAGUUUCUGUGCCGGCGGAGAAGAGGGACACGACGCCUGCCAGGGAGAUGGAGGUGGUCCCUUGGUGUGCCAGGAUGAUGGCUUCUACGAGCUAGCUGGCCUCGUGUCCUGGGGCUUCGGCUGCGGUCGACAGGAUGUACCCGGCGUCUAUGUGAAGACGUCCUCGUUCAUCGGCUGGAUCAACCAGAUCAUCAGCGUGAAUAACUUAUAGUGAGGCAUCUCGCAUAGGACACAGACACCAUGUGCGGGAGGAACCCCGCUCUUGUGGCAAUUUGCUGGACCCAAAAGAAUCAGGAUUCCCGGAAUAGCCUACGAUUGUUUGAAAAGGGGUUCCCGCUCUUCGACUGCUAACGUAAACCCAUCCUAGUGUAAUCUAUUCAUACCUAACCUAACUCUAAUUUGCUAACGACUCGAAACCCAGAAAGCAACUAUAUUAACUAUUACGAUUAUCGGUAGCGUAGAACGGCAAUCUUUAAAAGUAUUCCCCUAUUUGAUAACGCCCUAUGGUAAACUGUUUUUGUAUAUACAAAAUAAAUACAAAAAAUCUUCAGUUAUUUUA
Messenger RNA from Drosophila ficusphila, 3720 nucleotides. RefSeq names its product protein masquerade (gene mas). Gene Ontology annotation, biological process: proteolysis. The transcript has 9 exons. The record is from RefSeq and is a predicted model, not a curated record. Gene Ontology annotation, molecular function: serine-type endopeptidase activity. The coding region runs from base 184 to 3372 and encodes 1062 amino acids. NCBI's taxonomy places the organism in Eukaryota, Metazoa, Arthropoda, Insecta, Diptera, Drosophilidae.